Molecule: messenger RNA, 3475 nt
Organism: Helicoverpa zea (corn earworm)
Lineage: Eukaryota; Metazoa; Arthropoda; Insecta; Lepidoptera; Noctuidae
Product: rho GTPase-activating protein 4-like
Exons: 11
Coding region: 439-3180 (913 amino acids)
Biological process (GO): negative regulation of cell migration; signal transduction
Cellular component (GO): cytoplasm
Source: RefSeq, a predicted model, not a curated record
UAUACUCUGUGCGUGUGAGUGAGUUGUGUUGUGUGCUGCUUCUUGCUUGUGAUUGCAGCUGCAAACCAUGCAUCUGCAGUCUGCAAUAAAAUUGGUAUAAAAUCGAAAAAUGAUUUCAUUUAUGAAUUAAGAUAAUUUAUGAACAGUAAUUUCAGUGUUAACAUGAAAUGUUAUGUGCCCAUGACGAAAAAAGUACUCCAAAAUGUAAAUAAAUCGAACGUGAACUUUUGUUUGAGUCUAUCGAACUGCGAACGUUUUUUUCUAUUUUGACCGUUGAUUCCUAUGAUAAAAACGAUUUUUGGUGCUGUAUUUAUUAUACCAUCAGUUGUUUGUAAAUAUAUUUAUUUUCUGAGGUGCCGAAGGAUUUUAGAAUAGUUGUAAAGAAAAGUGGUUUGUAAUGUUGUUCCGGGAGAGUGCGUGAUCUAGCAAGUAAGAACAAUGUCGGGAGCUACGACGCCGACGGGCACGGAAGCGCCGGCGCUGGAUGACCGCGACGUCGAGCCGCGCACGCCCAUGAAGCGGCUCGGCUCUACACGGAAGCUGGCCGCCUUCAACAACAUCCGGCUGCAGCUGGCGGAGCAGACGCGCGUGCUGGAGGCGCGCGCCGAGGCCACGGCGGGCGUGGCGGGCGAGCUGCACGACUACUGCCGCCGCCGCGCCGACCUCGAGCACGAGUACGCGCGCGCGCUCGACAAGCUGGCGCGCGCCGCCACCCAGCGCCACAAGGACCAGAAGCACAAGCGCGAGCAGUGGGCGCUGACGGGUGCGUACGCGUGCUGGCAGGCGGCGCUGGACAGCACGCGCGCGCUGUCGCGCGACCACGCGGCGCUGGGCGAGCUGUACGGCGGGCCGCUGGCCGCGCGCCUGCAGCGCUGCGCCGAGGACGCGCUGCGCCUGCACCGCAAGUGCCGCGACAUCGUGGCGGAGCGGCACGAGGAGGUGGGCGCGGCGCUGGCCGAGGCGGCGGCGGCCGGCAAGGCGCACGCGGCCGCCGCCGCCGACUGGCGCGCCGCCGCUCUCAAGCUGCGCCACGCCUACGACCAGCGCCAGCGCGUGGCCGCCGCCGACCCGCCGCGAAACAAGAAGCUCAAGGCACUCGACAAGGAGCUCGAGAAGAGGCGGUCGCGGCACAGCGAGGCGCGAGUGCGGGCGCUGCGGGCGCGCGCCGACUACGUGCUGAGCCUGGAGGCCGCCAACGCCACGCUGCAGCGCUACUACCUGGACGACAUCGCCGACAUCAUCCUGUGCAUGGAGGUGGGCUUCGAGGCGGGCGUGGGGCGCUGCGUGCGCACGGCGGGCGCCGCGGAGAGUGCACGUGCUGCCGCCGCCGAGGCCGCCGCCGGCGCGCUGCGGGCCGCGGCCGACGCGCUGGACGCGCUGGGCGACCGCCAGCGCCUGCUGGACGCGCACGCCGCCGCCUUCGCGCUGCCGCGCCCGCUGCCCUACCAGGGCGCCGCGCCCGCCGUGCAGGACGCCGAGCUGCGCGACCUGCUGGCCGACGCCGCCACCGAGGACGCGGCGCCCGACGCGCUGGCGCAGGAGCUGCAGGCGCGGCUGGCGCAGCUCGACGCCAGCGCGCGGCAGCUGCGCGCCGAGUGCCAGGAGAACGCCAAGACGCUCGACGCCGCCGAGGCCGAGCUCGUCAAGCAGAUGGAGGGCAGCGACGCGCAGUGGGACGUGAGCGGGCUGUUCGGCGCGGGCGGCGGCGUCGUGCCGCCUGGAGCGUCCGCGCCGCCCGACGAGCAGGAGGACUACUACCUGGGCAAGUUCCGCGCCUACGCCGCCAGCGCCGGGCGGCUGGCGCGGCUGGACAGCAAGGCGCUGGCGGCGCGGCGGCUGGCGGCGCCGGGCGCGGCGCCGGCGGCCCCGGCGUCGCCGCCGCGGCGCGGCGCGCGGCUGCGGCGCGGGCAGUUCGCGGCGCCGCUGGAGCUGCGGCUGCCGGUGGUGCUGACGUCGUGCGUGCGCGUGAUCGCGCGGUUCGGGCUGCGGCACCAGGGCGUGUUCCGCGUGUCGGGCUCGCAGCUGGAGAUGCAGGCGCUGCGGGCCGCCUUCGAGCGCGGCGAGGACCCGCUGGCCGACGUGCGCGACGCCAGCGACAUCAACACCGUCUGCGGCCUGCUCAAGCUCUACCUGCGCGAGGUGCGGCCGCCGCUGCUGCCGCCGCAGCUGCAGGAGCGGCUGCUGCGCGUGGCGGCGCUGCCGGACGACGCGGCCUUCGUGCGGCGCAUGCGCGACACGCUGGCCGCGCUGCCGCCGCCCGCGCUCAUAGUGCUGCGCUACCUCUUCGCCUUCCUCGCGCACCUGGCGGAGCACAGCGCGGAGAACAUGAUGGACGCGUGGAACCUCGCCAUCUGCCUCGGGCCCACGCUGCUGGCGGCGUGGGGCGAGGGCGGCGCGCAGGUGGCGGCGCAGAACCUCGUCAACGAGCUCGUCAAGCGCUGCAUCCUGCACCACGCGCAGCUCUUCCCGCAGGACCUCGCGCCCGACGCGCUCUACGUGCGCGAGUGCGACGCCGCCGCGGUGCCGGACCCCGCGCCCGACCCGGCCCCCGCCGCACCCGCGCCCGACGACCUGUCGCUCUACGACAUCGACGACGACACCGACGACGUCAGCGACUCGGACGGCGACAGCGGCGACUGGGCGCCGCGCGAGCCCGACCUGCCCUCGGCGGCGCCGGGCGGCGACAGCGCGGCCGGGCCGGCGCCGGGACUAGUGCAGGACGACGAGGUGACACAACCGGCCGCCGAGCCCGCCGAGCCCGCCGCGACCGCGUCCGAGCCCUGCAGGCGCCUGGCCGAGAGCACGCCCGACCUGGUGCUGGACCUGCCCGCCCGCGCCGCGCCCGCCGACUCCGCCGACACCUUCCUGCACAACCGCGACACGCUGCGCAAGCGGCCCCGCGCCGGCCCCGCGCCCGCGCCCGGCCCUGCGCCCGCCACUCCAGCGCCCGCCGCCCCCGCGCCCGCCACCCCCGCGCCCGCCGCCAGCCCCGUGCCGGCGCGCAACACGGCGCGCGUGGCCGCCAAGUUCGCCGAGCUGACGCUGACGGGCGGCUCGCUGAAGCCGGCGCUGGCCGCCAAGCCGGCGCUGCUGCGCCGCCCCACGCCGCACCCGCAGCACGCGCCGCGCGCGCCCGCCGACGCGGCGGCUCCGGCGGCAGACCCCGACGCCGCCUGCUAGCCCAGCGCUGACCUUGCAGAACGUUAUCUUUACCGUGUCAUUAUUUUUUAUACGCGCCGAGGAACGCGCUCGCACUGACCCCCGCCGAUAUUGACGCGCUGUAGUUGUAAGUAGUAGGUGCGUAUUUUUUUAAGUAAUUUUAGGCCUGGAAUGAGGCUAACGUUCGUAGGCGCAUGUAGUGGUCGCGGGCGGCCGGUGCGGCGUGUAUCCGCGGCGCAUUAUACACUGUAUCUAUGGAAUGUGCUAUAUCUAUCCAUGAUAACCUCGUACUCAAUAAACCAGUAUUACACACAAA